UUUGGCUUAUAGGUAGCACUUGGCCCACGUUUAUUCGCUGCUACGACUUUGCAAACUAUCCCAUUUCUACUUUCUGAAUCCUCGCUGUGUAAGUGGGAAGUCCUGGAGUAAAAAGGAUGAAGAUUUUUCAUGUCCCUUGCUUGGAGGAUAACUUUGCCUAUCUGAUUAUCGAUGAGAACACUCAAGAAGCGGCAGUGGUAGAUCCCGUCGAGCCGGAUAAGAUUUUUGAAGCUGCUAAUCAGCACCAAGUCCAUCUCAAGUUUGUUCUCACCACUCAUCAUCACUGGGAUCAUGCAGGGGGGAAUGAGAAGAUGAAGCAGCUGGUGCCUGGGCUUCAGGUUUAUGGUGGUUCCUUUGACAACGUGAAGGGUUGUACCCAUCAAUUGGAUAACGGUGAUAAAUUGCAACUUGGGUCUCACGUUAAUAUUUUGGCCCUUCACACUCCUUGUCACACCAAAGGACACAUCAGUUAUUAUGUGACGGGCAAGGAUGGAGAGGAUCCAGCAGUUUUCACUGGUGACACUCUAUUUAUUGCUGGUUGUGGGAAAUUUUUUGAAGGCACAGCAGAACAGAUGUAUCAAUCGCUGUGUCAAACAUUGGGUUCAUUGCCAAAGCCUACUCAAGUCUAUUGUGGUCAUGAGUAUACAGUCAAGAACUUGCAUUUUGCUCUGACAGUUGAACCAGACAAUGUAAAGACACAGCACAAACUGUCAUGGGCUCAGCAACAGCGGGAAGCAGGGCUUCCCACCAUCCCAUCUACUAUUGAGGACGAGUGGGAGACAAAUCCAUUCAUGCGUGUGGAUCUUCCGGAUCUUCAGGCAAGGGUAGGUUGCAAGUCUCCUGUAGAAACUAUUCAGAAGAUGAGGCAGUUGAAGGACAACUGGAGAGGAUAGAUUGAUAUACUUCAUUUUCUUUUUUUUCACUGAAUGCCUGCAGAAAUAAAGAUUGUAGCUGCAUAAAGUUUAGGUUAUGGCAAAUAUGUUGCUUGGAUUACAGUCUUAAAUGAAUGUAUUCUGCCGGUACUGCUUCAAUAGGACACCGUGGCUACCUGCAGUUUCUUUCAUGUUCUUCACAUGAAAUCACUUGAAUAAUUUUCUCGCA
Manihot esculenta (cassava) is the source of this 1101-nucleotide messenger RNA. RefSeq names its product hydroxyacylglutathione hydrolase cytoplasmic. The transcript is spliced from 7 exons. NCBI's taxonomy places the organism in Eukaryota, Viridiplantae, Streptophyta, Magnoliopsida, Malpighiales, Euphorbiaceae. Gene Ontology annotation, molecular function: hydroxyacylglutathione hydrolase activity. The coding region runs from base 117 to 893 and encodes 258 amino acids. The record is from RefSeq and is a predicted model, not a curated record.